AUGGCCGGGGUGAGAGUCGUCGGUAAAAAGAGAAACGGAAACUACAAUGAAUUGCGCUAUGUUUUGCUAAACGUCUUUCAAGAGCUCUCGACUAUUAGAGAAGAGUACUUGGUUUUCCAGGUGGACGAACGUAUUGUUCCCAUUUCGGAUCCAGAUAGCAAUUACGGUCAAUAUCUUGCCAAUCUUCCACCUGAAUGUCAUCAGUAUAUUGUACCCAUCGAGAUUUCUGAUACUGCAUCGAAAACAGCAUUGCAAUAUGAAACCACACUUCGCACAACAUUGUGCCCUGAACAAAUAGGACGUUUACCAAGAUUUGAUAUUCUCUUUCUUGGCAUGGGCCCCGAUGGUCAUACAUGCAGUCUUUUUCCAAAUCACAGACUCCUUCAAAAGAAUGAUCUGUUAACUUGGGUAGUCGCUAUCACUGACUCACCAAAGCCACCUUCACAACGAGUCUCUCUUACUCUUCCUGUUCUCAAUGCUGCCAAAAAUGUUGCAUUCAUUGUCACCGGAGAAGAAAAGGCUUCAAUGAUCAAGAGCGUUCUCGAUUCUGAUAUUCAACAUGUUCCUGCCUCCUUCGUGCGACCAUUCAGCAAGAAGCUUCGCUUUUUCUUGGAUAAGGAUGCAGCAAGCAAAUUGUAG
Ostertagia ostertagi is the source of this 639-nucleotide messenger RNA. The record is from the annotation of a GenBank genome assembly. NCBI's taxonomy places the organism in Eukaryota, Metazoa, Nematoda, Chromadorea, Rhabditida, Trichostrongylidae.